This is a messenger RNA of Fusarium redolens, 282 nucleotides long. RefSeq names its product mitochondrial import inner membrane translocase subunit TIM8. The coding region runs from base 1 to 282 and encodes 93 amino acids. The record is from RefSeq and is a predicted model, not a curated record. The transcript is spliced from 2 exons. NCBI's taxonomy places the organism in Eukaryota, Fungi, Ascomycota, Sordariomycetes, Hypocreales, Nectriaceae.
AUGAGCGCUCAACAAUUGUCCAUCGAUAACGCCGACCUCGAGAAGCUCAACGACAAGGAUCGCCUCGAGCUUCGCCAGUUCCUCGCCAACGAGCAGCAGCGCUCUCAGAUCCAAGCCCAAACACAUAGCUUGACCCAAAUGUGCUGGACCAAGUGCGUCCCUGGCAAUAUCAAGAACCCUAAGCUCGACAAGUCCGAGGAGACAUGCCUCGCCAACUGCGUCGAGCGAUUUCUUGACGUCAACUACCUUACGAUGAAGCACCUCAACGGCAUGCGCAACUAA